This is a messenger RNA of Penicillium psychrosexuale, 195 nucleotides long. RefSeq lists its product as uncharacterized. The coding region runs from base 1 to 195 and encodes 64 amino acids. The record is from RefSeq and is a predicted model, not a curated record. The transcript has a single exon. NCBI's taxonomy places the organism in Eukaryota, Fungi, Ascomycota, Eurotiomycetes, Eurotiales, Aspergillaceae.
AUGUGGUUGAUUGAGGCACUGGGCCUUCUUCCGCUGGAAAUGCAAAACAAGACAUUACCGCUCAAAUUCGGAGACGAGAAAUUCAUGUCGGCCGAUCCAGGUCUCGAGCUGAACAACAAAACGCGCUUGACAGCAGAGAUAGAGAUUUUGGAUACGAUGGCGCGCACUAGACGGCAAAGACUGGCUGAGCUUUAA